This is a messenger RNA of Lasiodiplodia theobromae, 1650 nucleotides long. RefSeq lists its product as uncharacterized. The record is from RefSeq and is a predicted model, not a curated record. Gene Ontology annotation, biological process: lipid metabolic process. The transcript has a single exon. Bases 1 to 1650 code for a protein of 549 amino acids. NCBI's taxonomy places the organism in Eukaryota, Fungi, Ascomycota, Dothideomycetes, Botryosphaeriales, Botryosphaeriaceae.
AUGUUCAACCAUCCUCCGGCCACUCACAACGAGGCUCUCGACCAGGUAUACGCAGCCUACGACGCUGGCAUCAGCUCAGGUGACUUCGUCCCCUUCGUGUACCCUUGGGCUAGUUUUGGUGCUAUCCUCUGUUUUGUCUAUCUGCUUGUUCCGCACUACAAUUCUCCUUUCCUCAACAGUCUCAGAUAUCCAGUAUGGGCUCUCAACGCAUACUGGUCAAUCCAUUCCGUUCUCUAUACCCGUGCCCGUAACAUGGCACCCGCCUUUGGCGUUGGGUUAAUAUCUUCCUGGUCUCUUCUCUGGACUUUCACCCUGCUAGUUGCCCACGAUGCCCAGACCGACUUCGCCAGGAUCGAGCGCACCGAGGGAGCCAGCGCCAGUCUACGAAGCAAUGGAACUGCAACAUCAAACGGAACUAUGCUUAAAGACAAGCCUCAGUCAGACUUCCUUACCGUCUCAACCAUCAAGGAUGUCGACUUAGCCGCCGAGAGAAAGCGUCUCGGCACAACGGCAGGACCGAGCCAGCGCAAAGGCACCUUCGCCUGGCAGCACUUCCCGCUCUCGCCCUUCAUCGAGCGGCUGGACUGGGUUGCCGACGUCUUCUGCAACUUCCGUGGAAUGGGAUGGAACUGGCGCAUUUCCGGACUGGCACCGCCGCCACGCUGGGUGCAAGAGCAGCUGCACGCGAACUCGGGCACGCCCAUGUCCUCCAAGCCAGACAACCACCGCGGCGCCGACGGGACGCGGCAGCCGCAGACACGCGGCGAGGCAUUACGCGCGGGCUGGACCACCUUCCUAACGGGCUACCUGAUGCUAGAUCUGCUCAAGGUCAUCGUCCUGCACGACCCCUACUUCUGGGGCGUCAUCGACGCGCCCGCACCCGCCUUCCUCCCCUCCUUCAUCCGCGCCUCGCCCGUGCUGACCCGCGUCUUCCGGCUCCUCGUGACUCUCAACGCCAUCAAAUGUGCACUCACCACCAUCUUCGCGCUGGCCCCCAUCUUCUUCGUCGGCUUCCUCGGCCCGCGCGUCAUCGGCGCCCGCGCCUGCGCCUGGAUGUACCCGGACACGUUCGGCUCCUUCUCCGCCGUGCUGGACAAGGGGCUGGCGGGCUGGUGGGGCAGCUGGUGGCACCAGACGUUCCGCUUCGCCUUCGAGGCGCCCUCCAAACGCCUGAUCGCCCGCCUGCGCCUAUCCCCGCGCGCCCUGCCGGCCAAGAUGAUCCAGCUCCUGACGGCCUUCGUGCUCUCGGGCUGCCUGCACGCCGCCGGCAGCUACACGCAGUCCGGCCGCACCUACCCUCUCUCCGGCCCCUUCACCUUCUUCGUCCUCCAGGCCUUCGGCAUCGUCUCGCAGACGCUGCUCGUCCGCGCGCUGCGCGGAGCCGGUCUGGAAAAGACGCCACAGUGGCUGCGGCGCGCGGCCAACUUCGUCUUCGUGCACGUGUGGUUCUACUUCACGGCGCCGCUGCUCGCCGACGACUUCGCGCGCGGCGGCAUCUGGCUGUUCCAGCCCGUGCCGCUGAGCCCGCUGCGCGCCAUGGGCUGGGGUGAUCCGGACAGCCAUUGGAUGUGCUGGAAGACGAGGGAGGGCGCGGAUUGGUUCAGGUGGUACAGCGGGCGCAGGUGGUGGGAGAGUGGGAUUGCGUUCUAG